Messenger RNA from Ilex paraguariensis (yerba mate), 1491 nucleotides. The record is from the annotation of a GenBank genome assembly. NCBI's taxonomy places the organism in Eukaryota, Viridiplantae, Streptophyta, Magnoliopsida, Aquifoliales, Aquifoliaceae.
AUGUUCCUUUUUUUGCUGACGAAAUUAGAGUGUCUUCGCUUGAUUUUCUUGUUAAUACUUGUUGUGAUUUCUCAGUUUCUACAGGUUGUUGAGAUAGUCUCGGUCAUUUUUGUAUUGGGAUUGCUCAGUCUGAAGGCAGUAGAAUGCCGAAACCAGCAUAGACGUCCUGAAUUGUUUCAGUACCCUGCAAUAAAUUGUCGAAAGCAUAGUGCACUUCUGACGGAUUUUGGUGGCAAGGGCGAUGGAAAAACGUCGAACACAGCGGCUUUUCGAUCGGCGAUUCUUCGCUUGAGCCAGUUUGCAUCGGAUGGAGGAGCACAACUCAUUGUACCACCAGGAAAAUGGCUCACUGGGAGCUUCAAUCUGACCAGCCAUUUCACUCUAUAUAUUCAGAAAGAUGCUACUCUUCUUGCAAGUCAGGAUGAGUCAGAAUGGCCUCUUAUUGUGCCAUUGCCAUCUUAUGGCAGAGGAAGAGAUGCCCCUGGAGGAAGGUUUAGCAGUCUUAUUUUCGGAACAAAUCUCACUGAUGUAGUUAUUACAGGUGGUAAUGGCACCAUUAAUGGCCAGGGUGCAUACUGGUGGACGAAAUUCAAGAGCAACAAACUGAAGAGCACCAGGCCUUACCUGAUUGAGAUCAUGUACUCCGAUCAGGUCCAGAUAUCUGACCUCACAUUGAUCGACUCUCCAUCGUGGAACGUCCACCCCGUCUACAGCAGGGAUGUGAUCAUAAAAGGGUUGACAAUCCUUGCACCAACUCAAUCUCCUAAUACUGAUGGGAUAAAUCCGGAUUCAUGCUCAAACAUCCGAAUUGAAGAUAAUUACAUAGUCUCAGGGGAUGACUGUAUUGCAGUAAAAAGUGGUUGGGACCAAUAUGGGAUAAAAUUUGGAAUGCCAACACAGCAUCUAAGCAUCAGAAGGCUCACCUGCAUUUCCCCGUAUAGUGCUGCAAUCGCUCUUGGCAGUGAGAUGUCCGGUGGCAUUCAAGAUGUUCGAGCUGAGGACAUUACAGCCAUCAAUACUGAAUCAGGUGUAAGAAUCAAAACUGCCCCGGGAAGGGGAGCUUUCGUGAAAGACAUCUACGUAAAAGGAGUGAGAAUGAAUACCAUGAAGUACGUUUUUUGGAUGUCUGGAGCUUAUGGAUCACACCCUGAUAAUGGUUAUGAUCCAAAAGCACUUCCUGUCAUUCGGAAUAUAAAUUACAGGGACAUGGUAGCUCAGAAUGUUACCAUUGCAGGCAACCUUGCUGGAAUAAAUGGCGAUCCCUUUACCGAAAUCUGCAUUUCGAAUGCAACUAUAGAGAUGCGGAAAGAAUCAAAGAAAUUGCCAUGGAACUGUACUGACAUCAGUGGUGUUACAAGCCGGGUGAGUCCUCAGCCAUGUGGUCUGUUGCCUGAUCAAAAACCAAGCAGUGACUGUGCUUUCCCUAAUGAUAGGCUGGCCAUCGAUGAUGUUCCAUUGAAGAUUUGUUCGGGUGGUAGCUCCUACAUAUGA